Xiphophorus maculatus (southern platyfish) is the source of this 9151-nucleotide messenger RNA. It is a transcript of the gene myo5aa, whose product is annotated as myosin VA. The record is from RefSeq and is a predicted model, not a curated record. Bases 188 to 5809 code for a protein of 1873 amino acids. Gene Ontology annotation, molecular function: ATP binding; actin filament binding; microfilament motor activity. The transcript has 42 exons. Gene Ontology annotation, biological process: actin filament organization; vesicle transport along actin filament. NCBI's taxonomy places the organism in Eukaryota, Metazoa, Chordata, Actinopteri, Cyprinodontiformes, Poeciliidae. Gene Ontology annotation, cellular component: myosin complex; vesicle; actin cytoskeleton.
AGGGAACGUCCGUGAACCGCUGCUUGUGUCUGCAGACACAAUGGGACGCUUAUGCUCCAGAGCUCAGCGCUCCAUCGCUUAGAGUCUGGACUUCUUUUUUUUUCUUACCCUCCACACGUGUGGCCGAGAGCAGAAGGAAAACUAACCGGAUGCAAAAGAUGAGUUAGAAGUUGGCUCUGCUCACAAGAUGAACCGGGAGCUGGAGUAUAUGUUCGUUCAAUCUGCUCGGGUUUGGAUCCCCGACGCGGAGGAGGUGUGGAAGUCUGCCGAGCUCACCAAGGACUACAAAAAUGACGACGCCUCGCUUCAGCUCAUGCUGGAGGAUGGAACGACCAUUGAUCACAAGCUGGACCCCAAGACGAAGAACCUGCCUUACCUGCGGAACCCGGACAUCCUGGUGGGCGAGAACGACCUCACUGCCCUCAGCUACCUCCACGAGCCCGCCGUGCUCCACAACCUUAAAGUCCGCUUCAUCGACUCAAAGCUCAUCUACACCUACUGCGGAAUCGUUCUCGUGGCCAUCAACCCGUACGAGACAUUGCCGAUCUAUGGAACAGACAUAAUCAACGCCUACAGCGGGCAGAACAUGGGAGACAUGGACCCACAUAUCUUUGCCGUGGCAGAGGAGGCUUACAAGCAGAUGGCAAGAGAUGAGAGAAACCAGUCUAUUAUCGUGAGUGGAGAGUCGGGAGCAGGAAAGACUGUCUCAGCCAAAUAUGCCAUGCGGUACUUUGCUACAGUCAGUGGUUCUGCCAGCGAGGCCAACGUAGAAGAGAAGGUUUUGGCUUCCAACCCCAUCAUGGAGGCCAUCGGAAACGCAAAGACCACCCGGAAUGACAACAGCAGCCGCUUUGGCAAAUACAUCGAGAUCGGCUUCGACAAUCGAUAUCGCAUCAUCGGGGCCAACAUGAGAACAUAUCUGCUGGAGAAAUCCAGAGUGGUGUUCCAGGCGGACGAGGAGAGGAAUUACCAUAUCUUCUAUCAACUCUGUGCAUCAGCUAAUCAGCCUGAGUUCAAGAAUCUGAGGCUAAGCACCGCAAACGACUUCCUCUACACCAGGCAGGGCCGCAGUCCCGUCAUCGAAGGUGUAGACGACGCCAAAGAGCUUCGCACCACUCGCCACGCCUUCACACUCCUGGGUAUAAACGAGUCGUAUCAGAUCGGCCUGUUCCAGGUCUUGGCUGCUAUUCUUCACCUUGGAAACGUGGAGAUAAAAGACAGAGACUCAGACAGCAGCCUUAUUGCUCCCAACAAUCGUCACCUGACGGCGUUCUGUGAGCUGGUGGGCGUGACCUAUCAGGACAUGUCCCAGUGGCUGUGCCACAGGAAGCUGAAGACGGCCACAGAGACCUACAUCAAGCCCCUCCCCCGGCUUCAGGCCACCAACGCUCGCGACGCUCUGUCCAAACAUAUCUAUGCCAAGCUGUUCAACUGGAUCGUAGAGCAUGUGAACAAGGCUCUGGUCACCAACAUCAAGCAACACUCCUUCAUUGGAGUCCUGGACAUCUAUGGGUUUGAAACGUUUGAAAUCAACAGCUUUGAGCAGUUCUGCAUCAACUACGCAAAUGAAAAACUGCAGCAACAGUUCAACAUGCACGUGUUCAAGCUAGAGCAGGAGGAGUACAUGAAGGAGCAAAUCCCCUGGACUUUGAUCGACUUCUAUGACAAUCAGCCCUGCAUCAACCUCAUAGAAGCUAAAAUGGGCAUCCUGGACCUGCUGGACGAGGAGUGCAAGAUGCCGAAAGGUUCGGAUGACUCCUGGGCUCAGAAGCUGUACAACACCCACCUGAAGACUUGUUCCCUGUUCGAGAAGCCGCGCAUGUCCAACCGCGCCUUCAUCAUCCAACAUUUUGCUGAUAAGGUUGAGUAUCAGUGUGAGGGUUUCCUGGAGAAGAACAAGGACACAGUGAACGAAGAGCAGAUCCAUGUGCUGAAGGCCAGCAAGUUCAACCUGCUGGUGGAGCUGUUCCAAGAUGAGGAGAAGGCGACCACCCCCACCGGUCAGGUGCCCGGUACCGGGGGCCGGACCCGCCUCAGCAUCAAACCGGACAAGGGCCGGGACACGAGCAGCAAGGAGCACAAGAAGACAGUGGGCUGUCAGUUUCGUAACUCCCUCCAAAUGUUGAUGGAGACUCUGAAUGCCACCACUCCACACUACGUCCGCUGCAUUAAACCCAACGACUUCAAGCUGGCCUUCUCGUUUGAUCCAAAGCGAGCAGUGCAGCAGCUCAGAGCUUGUGGCGUUCUGGAAACCAUCCGCAUAUCUGCGGCCGGCUUCCCGUCCAGAUGGACGUACCAGGAGUUCUUCAGUCGCUACAGAGUGCUGAUGAAGCAGAAAGAUGUACUCCCUGACAAGAAGCUGACCUGCAAGAAUGUUCUGGAGAAAUUAGUACAGGACCAGGAUAAGUAUCAGUUCGGUAAGACUAAGAUCUUCUUCAGGGCCGGCCAGGUGGCGUACCUGGAAAAGCUGAGAGCCGACAAGCUGCGUGCCGCCUGCAUCCGCAUCCAGAAGACCAUCCGCUGCUGGCUGGCACGCAAGAAGUACCUGCGCCAGCGCAGCGCCGCCAUCACCAUUCAGAGGUUCACCAGGGGAUACCAGGCCCGCUGUUUGGCGAAGUUCAUGCGGCGCACUCAGGCGGCCACCAUCAUCCAGAAGUACCAGAGGAUGUGUGUGGAGCGGAAACGCUUCAGGCAGAAGCAGGCUGCUGCGCUGGCCAUGCAGACCAUCCUCAGAGCCUACAUGGCCCGGCAGAAGUACCAGGCGCUGCUGCGGGAGCACAAGGCGGUCAUCAUUCAGAAGCACGUCCGCGGCUGGUUGGCCCGCUGCUGGUACAAGCACUGCCUCGAGGCCAUCGUCUACCUGCAGUGCUGCAUCCGCAGGAUGAGAGCCAAGCGGGAGCUGAAGAAGCUGAAAAUCGAGGCUCGCUCGGUGGAGCACUUCAAGAAGCUCAACAAAGGCAUGGAAAACAAAAUCAUGCAGCUGCAGAGGAAGAUCGACGAGCAGAACAAGGACAACCGGGUGAUCAGCGAGAGACUGGUCUCUCUGGAGAGUUCGUACGCCUCCGAGAGCGAGCGCAUGCGCGGCGAGCUGGGCCGGCUGCGAGGGGUGGAGGAGGACGCCAAGAACAAAGCCAACCAGGUGUCGUCUCUGCUGGAGGAGCUGGAGAAGCUGAGGAAGGAGCUGAGCGUCACGCAGCAGGAGAAGAAGACCAUCGAGGACUGGGCGCAAAAGUACAGGGACGAAAUGGAAAAGAUGGUUUCCGAGCUGAAGGACCAGAACGGCCUGCUGAAGAAAGAGAAAGACGACCUGAACCGGAUGAUCCAGGAACAGAGUCAGCAGAUGACAGAGAAAAUGACUCGCGCGAUCGCGCAGGAGACCCAGCAGCUGGAGACGGAUCUGAACGAGGAGCGCUCCCGCUACCAGAACCUGCUGACCGAACACCUGCGCCUGGAGGAGAAAUACGACGACCUGAAGGAAGAGCUGGCUCAAUCCAAGAACGUCUCCAAACCGGGCCACAGGAGAACAGACUCCACCCACAGCAGCAACGAGUCGGAGUACACGUACAACUCGGAGUACGCCGAAUUAGAAGACGGUUCCCGCGUUGGCGAAGACGUUACACGGGGAAUGGACACCUCGCUGACCCUGAAGCUGCAGAAACGCGUUACGGAGCUGGAGCAGGAGAAGCAGUCGCUGCGCAACGAACUGGAGAACAAAGAGGAGCAGUUCCAGCGGGCUAGAGCCAGGGAUGAUGCACAGUUCAGGAAGGCUCGCGGUGCAGAGCUGGAGUACGAGUCCCUGAAGCGUCAGGAGCUGGAGUCGGAGAACAAGAAGCUGAGGCACGACCUGGCCGAGAUGAGGCAGAGCCUGCUGGGCGGCACGGCCGCAAGCGCCGGCGCGCCGGGCUCGCCCGCCUACAAGGUACUCCUGGAUCAGCUCAACGCUUCCUGUGAGGAGCUGGAGGUCCGCAAGGAAGAGGUGCUGAUCCUGCGGUCCCAGCUGGUCAGCCAGAAGGAGGCCAUGCACCACAAGGAUGAGAAGGAAACCAUGACGGAGCCUUCGGUGUUUGCUCAGGAUGUGAACAAACUGAAAGACGCCGAUGAGUUGAAGCAAGCCUACGUUGGCCUCAAAGACACCAACAGAUCCCCCAGAUCAGUGCGUCCAGCGCUGGAAGUCAGUAACCUCCUGAGUAGGCUGAGAUCUGCAGCUCCAGACCUCCACAGGCUGAAUGAGGACGGGGAGCUGUGGCUGGUUAAUCAGGGCUUAAAGGAGACCACCAGGUUGCUGGAGCAGCAGCUGCAGACCCAGCGGAGGACGCACGACAGCGAGGUGGAGUCGCUGCGCGGCGAGCUGCAGAACGUGAAGGAGGAGAACAACCGGCAGCAGCAGCUGCUGGCCCAGAACCUGCAGCUGCCUCCCGAGGCCCGGAUCGAAGCCAGCCUGCAGCACGAGAUCACCCGGCUCACCAACGAGAACCUGGAUCUGAUGGAGCAGCUGGAGAAGCAGGACAGAACCAUCCGGAAGCUGAAGAAGCAGCUGAAGGUUUACUCCAAGAGGAUCGGAGAGAUGGGGGCGGGUCACACCGAGGGACAGACGUCUCCGGGACAGAUGGUGGAGGAGCCCAUCCACCCGGUCAACAUCCCCCGCAGGGAGAAAGACUUCCAGGGAAUGCUGGAGUACAAGAAGGAGGAUGAGAUGAAGCUGGUUAAGAAUCUCAUUCUGGAGCUGAAGCCUCGCGGCGUAGCCGUGAAUCUGAUCCCAGGUCUGCCGGCCUACAUCCUGUUCAUGUGUCUGAGACACUCGGACUACGUCAACGACGACCAGAAAGUUCGGACUCUGCUCACGUCGACCAUCAACAGCAUCAAGAAGAUCCUCAAGAAACGAGGCGAUGACUUUGAGACCGUCUCGUUCUGGUUGGCCAACACCUGCCGCUUCCUGCACUGUCUGAAACAAUACAGCGGAGAUGAGGUCUUUAUGAAGCACAAUACAUCCAGGCAGAAUGAGCACUGCCUGUCCAACUUUGACCUGGCAGAGUACAGACAGGUGAUCAGUGACCUGGCCAUCCAGAUCUACCAGCAGCUGGUCAAAUGCAUGGAGAACAUCCUGCAGCCAAUGAUAGUGUCUGGGAUGCUGGAGCAUGAGACCAUCCAGGGCGUGUCCGGAGUGAAGCCCACGGGUCUCCGCAAGCGGACGUCCAGCAUCGCCGACGAGGGGACCUACACCCUGGACUCCAUCCUGCGGCAGCUCAGCGCCUUCCACUCCACCAUGUGCCAGCACGGCACCGACCCCGAGCUCAUCAAGCAGGUGGUGAAGCAGCUCUUCUACAUCAUUGGAGCCGUCACGCUCAACAACCUGCUGCUGCGCAAGGACAUGUGCUCCUGGAGCAAAGGCAUGCAGAUCAGGUACAAUGUGAGCCAGCUGGAGGAGUGGCUAAGAGACAAAGGGCUGAUGAACUGUGGAGCCAAAGAGACCCUGGAGCCUCUGAUCCAGGCCGCCCAGCUGCUGCAAGUGAAGAAGAAGACGGACGAAGACGCCGAGGCCAUCUGCUCCAUGUGCCACGCUCUCACCACCGCUCAGAUCGUAAAGGUCCUGAACCUCUACACUCCAGUCAACGAGUUCGAGGAGAGAGUUUCCGUUUCUUUCAUACGAACCAUACAGACCCGCUUGCGAGACCGCUGCGAGAGUCCCCAGCUGUUAAUGGACACCAAAAUGAUCUACCCGGUCACCUUCCCGUUCAACCCGUCCUCCCUCGCCCUGGAAACGAUCCAGAUUCCCACCUCCCUGAACCUGAGCUUCCUCACCAGGGUCUGAGCUGAAAAAUCCCCGGCCGCGACCGCCGCUGCCACCUACUGGGCCGAGACAGAUUCUAAAUAAUAAUUAUAGCAAAAAGCACUUCAAUAAAAUGUGGAUGAACACAAUCUGAAGAAACAUUUUCUGUCUAAACGCUGACAUGCACACACAUCGGUGUCACUUUCUAGCUUGUGUCGCGCGGAAACACGCGCUACUCUCCCCGUGCUCCCCAUUAAACGCCUGUAUAUACGCCUUGACCCGUAGAGAAGCCAUUGGAUAAAAUCAGUCAUCAGCAAGAGGGUCAGUGUUACCGAUCCUCCCUGGGUGUUUCCCGUCAUCGUUAAGCUAGGGGCUGUUCACGUCUGAGUCACGAGGGCAAAGCAGGCAGAGAUCUCAUCACACAGAGCUAAUUAGCAAACUAUCGCAAAAACAGCCGAGCGAUUAGGUUUUCUCCCCCUCUGAGCACAGUUACAACAAAACUCAUUGUCUGUACUACAUUAUUUAUACACAAAGAUAUCUAUAUAGAAAUAAAUAAUAUAUAUCUUGUAUUUUAUUUAUUGAAAUUAUGUUGCCAGCCUGUUUAAAGAGUACUGAACAGCUUUGCUUUAGCUGCACUGACGUACAAUAUUUAUGUCCUAAUAGAUCAAUUACAUCAUAGUUAGGAGGUCUGGCGCAGAUUUUGAUUGGCUGUGUCUUUAACUCAGAUGUUUAAUGUUUAUUUCAGGCAGAAGUGAGGAGAGUCUAUAUGAAGGGUUAAACUCUGCUGAGGGCUUUAACCUACGAUGAGGUCCACUGUUUACAGCUCUGACCAGAACCGAGAAGACAAACCAGGAACAUUUAAACUACGGAAGCCCCAAUGUGCCACAAAUUCAUAAAUCAAAACCUAUUUACUUAUGUCAUUAUUAGAGUUGCUGCAUUUUAUAAAUAAGUAAAUUCCCAAUUAUGCAUCUCAAUUGUGAAUAUAUGAUUCAUCAAAUGUGAAAUUCUGUAAUUAGUCAUAUUUGAUAAUAUUUUAGAGUUACGUUUGUGAAUGUCAGUAAUCAGUUAGCACUGUGUUGCGUAAACGCUGCUCCAGUUUCCUGCGCAGUGUUGGCUCCGCCCAAUAGCAAACGAGAAAUUACUAACAGUGAAAUAAUCAUUUAUGCUUUUCAUAUAAAAUGCUUAUGUUUGCCAUAUAUUUCUGAAGACAUUACUUAGAUUUACUUCUAAUUUUGAUGAAUUGGAACACAUUGAACUAAUCGAGUGAUUUAUUUAUUGAAUUGUGUCACUUUUGGACUUCCAUAUUCACCAUACCACCAACACUGCAGUAAAAGCACAGAUCUGUACGUACAACAUUACACUCAGCUUCUGUUUCUCCUUACAUUCUUCUGGUCAAGGCCUUGGAAAAUGUUCCCGUUUAUCUUUGUGUGCGUAUUUAUUUCAGUAUUGCCAUUUGUUUAGGGUUGUUUGUGUUGUAAAGCCAUAUAUUACUGAGCAGAAUGAAGAGACAUUUGUUGUUUUUGUAAGUAUGUUUUGCAGAAAUUGCCUGAUAUCUGUUCUAUGUUACUUUCUCUGCUUUACACCCACUUUUGCCUUCCUGUUUUUGUGACACAACAUGGGCAUUUGUUACAAAUAACCAACAGAUUAUUUUUGAUCAUCGCUGUCAUUUUAACUGCUGGCUCAGUGCUUAUCUGUUAGUCUUUUUUUUUUUAUUCACUGUACAAAUUGUUGAUCUUCAGAUAUCUUUACAUACUUGGUACAUUAGCAAAGCAUAAGGCAUGAAGUGCUGCUGCUUUGUUCGUGUAACCUGCAUGGUUUAGGCUUUCCAGACGUCACCAGCUUGAGAACAGGAGCCUGCAUGUUAGGAAAACUAGAGACUGGAGUCAAGUUCACCAGGAAAUGGGCCCAUGUUGUGACAAAGACUCUUCCGUCUUCCUCUGCUCCGUCUUUUCUGCACUUUCAGCCUACUUCCUGUUGUGCCGUUAGUACUUAAAGUGAGCCGUCUUCUGCCUCUUUCCUCUUUUGAUCAUUAUUUCACCAAAAACACUACGCUUAGUAAAAUACCGUUUCUGUUUGGAUAGUCCAGUUGCAAAGUUUCUGUUGGAACUGGACUUUUGAGGCAAAUGAGAUGGAAAAAAAGAGAGCAGAGACACAAAAAGAGGCAGAGAAAUCUCAGUAACCCAGAGGAGUGACAUCUUUCUGAUUGGAUUUAAGAGAAAGUGCUACAUUUAGAGACGCACCAAUCAAAUUGCUUGAGAUCGGAAUCUGCCUACUUUUUUUUUCUUUUUUGGCAGGUUUAAUACUGAAAAAAAGUUAUCGAAUGCAUCAAACACUGUUUUCCAUCAUCAGCGUUUACUUUAAUUUGCUUUAUCUUGAAGAAAAAUCAAAGACUUUUAUGCUUUCAUUUUUAUGAUAUGUAGCCCUUAGAAGAAAAAACCUAAAUUGGUAAAAAUAUAUCAACCUGAAACGGCCUGACCGGACUAUCGGCAGUGACGUUUUUACGUUAAAAACAUCCGCCUGCUCUCACUGGGACCACAUUUAAUAAUUCAGCCUUUUCUUUGUCUGGGUUUGUUUGUUGUGCAACAUUUCUGGCUUGUGCCAAGAGGUCAUAUCUGCUGGUUGUGUUUUUGAAGGACAGCAACAAAGGAGUCGAUCUAGCAUUUGAAUGUUCAUGUUCUAUCAAGUGUAUCAUGAUUUUUAGCUGCACAUUGUAGAAGAAGCCUUAUCUGACUUUACUGGUUAUGUGAAUGACUUACACACACACACACACACACACACACACACACACAUUGUGUUCUCCCAGUACAGGUUUUUUUUGUUCUCUCGCUGUUAAAUGAGUAGAAGUUGUAUAAAAUGUGAUCAUGCCGUUCUGAUGACGCCUCUUCUAGUCCUGCAGCUGGUGUUACACAGAUGGUUUCAACUGUUUAUUGAUGAGUUUGGACUGGAAAAACUGAUUUAGCAAAAUAAAAAACUCCCGCACUCAGUGGGAGCCGCGACGCUCACCCAUCGGUUGGUUUAUUUGAGAAGAAAAACGCCGUCAUCGCUUCGGUCCCCGUUUCCACACCAAGCAGAAAGCUGCUUCUAAGUUACGACCCGGACGUUAUAAAUGACCUUUGUUCUCAUCAGCACUAGAGUUACUUGUGCCGAUUAAAUAAACGACAACAAAAAAAUAAAAAUACAAAUAGUUCGGAGCCCAGCUGUGGCGGUACUGGUGCAAACAUGCUGAAGCCGGUACCGGGUGUUUCCCUCUUUAAAUCAGUGUGUACAUUUGACGAACUGGACUGUUUGUAGUCUCUGGUAGCUGUGCUUCGUGAAUGUGUUCACCGUUAGCAAACUUGGAAUAAAAUUUCAACUCUGUAAGUAAAAUAAAAGGAUUCAGCACUG